Racocetra persica is the source of this 139-nucleotide messenger RNA. Lineage: Eukaryota; Fungi; Glomeromycota; Glomeromycetes; Diversisporales; Gigasporaceae. The record is from the annotation of a GenBank genome assembly.
GUCCGGUUUUACACGUGCGUGGUUCGAGAUGGUACGGGAUGGUGGACUGUAUUGGUCUGUGUGCUCGCGCCGAUUUAAACGUGCAACUACGUGAAAUUGACAUGCCUUUUGAGCAGUUUACUAAGCCAAUUGACACGGG